Messenger RNA from Tarenaya hassleriana, 1624 nucleotides. RefSeq lists its product as uncharacterized. NCBI's taxonomy places the organism in Eukaryota, Viridiplantae, Streptophyta, Magnoliopsida, Brassicales, Cleomaceae. The transcript is spliced from 3 exons. Gene Ontology annotation, molecular function: metalloendopeptidase activity. Gene Ontology annotation, cellular component: membrane. The record is from RefSeq and is a predicted model, not a curated record. Bases 206 to 1528 code for a protein of 440 amino acids.
AGGGCAAAGAUGUAAUUUUGCUAUCUGCAACCAAAUCGUUGCAGAGGUUGGUUUUCCUCACAUAUUGCGUGUUGCUCCACCUGUCCUCUCUCUGUGUGUGAAAUGCGUGUUGAUUUUUCUUCUUUGAUCUCUCUCCAUCUCUCUCUCUCUCUAUAGAGAUUUCCAUUCUUGAACAUUUCGCUCACCUUUCUCCAUCGUCGGCGACAUGUCUUGGUACCGAAGAACUAAGCUCUUCCUCGUCAACUCCAGGAGAAACACCAUAACUCCGAGGAUUUCGCCGGUUUCUCCGUCUUCCACCGCUUUCUCGAUAAUUCAUCGGCAGGGGUCUUCGAAUCUAUCAGCUAAGUUUUCUGGGUUCUCCAUUUCUUGCCGCAGAUCAGGUUUAAGCUUGUGUAACUCUCUUGGGAAUACGAACAUCAACGCCUCUAACCGGUUUCUGAGCAUUUCCAAGAAGCUUGACCGUGUUGGUCCUUUCAAGCCACCAGAACCGAGAGGGUGGUUCCAAAACCCAGUGGCCGUAUUGGCGGUGGUGUUUGCGGGUUCAUGGGUUUUGGUCACCGUUUGCGAUCUAGAAACUGUUCCUUACACGAAACGGAGGCAUUUCGUUAUUUGGUCGAAAUCGAUUGAGAAAUGGUUUGGUGAAACUAGCUUUCAGAUGUUAAAGUUCAGGUGCAAGUGGAAAAUACUCCCUGCGGAUCGUCCUGAGAGCAUUAGGGUUAAAUCGAUCGUGAAGGAUAUCAUCGAAGGGAUGCAGAGAAGUUUGAGCCUGGAGAGUGUGCGGUAUGCGUCCAUGGAUGGUAGCUCUACGGAAAAUGACGGAUCAGUUAAGGAUGCGGCGAUGGGACUGAGCGAGAACUUUGGCAAAGGGACAAUGAGUGGGAUGAAGGGGUCUGAAGAUGACAUAUGGAUUCAGCAAAGCAGGAAGAAGAGUAAAGAGAAAGGAUCACAACCCAUGAUUUCUCACCUGGAGGGGUUGAAUUGGGAAGUUCUCGUGGUUAAGGGCCCAGCCGCAACAGCAUAUUGCUAUUCUUCUGGGAAGAUAGUGGUAUACACUGGUCUGCUCGAACAUCUCAGGACAGAUGCAGAGAUUGCCACUGUGAUCGGGCAUGAGAUCGGAAGUCUGGUUGCCCGACACAUGGCAGAGGAAACUUCUAAGUUUUGCCUCACGUUCCCCUUUCUGGUUCUCUGUAUGGUCUUUACAGGUCCUUUACUAGCGUUCUUAAUGUCGCUCCAGCUCACCGUUUACUCCAUACUUCUCAUGGAGGAGCUCAUCGAAGAAGCAGACAACAUAGGUUUGAUCCUGCAGGCCAUAGCAGGGUACGAUCCACGAGCAGCUCCUGGAGCGUACGAGAAGCUGGGGAGGCUUGAGUAUGACUCUUCACGGGUAUCGCCCUACGCGAAGCCCAUAAACCUUGAGGCAAACGCCGUCAAGAGGGCUCAGAGGUUGGUUCAUUCAAAGACCAUGGAAGAAGCACUCUCGAUUUACCAGAGACAAGCUCAAUCUGGAUUUGGGGGUGUAGGGGUGUAAAAGGAAAGAACAUGUUCAGUGCUAACCCCAAACUGCUCACAAAAACUUCUAUCUCUUGUAGUGAAAGCAAACAAUAUUGCAACAAUACUUGAUUUA